AAAUCAAGCGAAUUGAGAAUUCCAAUUCAGAUUGAGAGCAAAGCGAAGCGUUUGGACUUUUGGCAACGUUUUUUCAUUUUUGUUUGGUGGCCUUUCGUGAGAUUGUGGUUGAACGCAUUUGAAGCAGGUGUUGAAGUGUUUGACGAUCGACGAUUGACAAUGAUUUGCCCGAAACGCACGUCGGAGCUGCUGGAUCUGCAUCUGGCGCCGUUCAAGGACAAGGAUCCCGCCUGGGAGGUGGGCGUCUCAAAGAUCGCCGGCCGUGGCGUGAUGGCCACGCGCAACCUGAAGCGCGGCGAGAUCAUCUUCCAGGAUAGCCCGCUCCUGAUCGGCCUGGCUGCCCACGAGGAGGACACGCUGAACGCGUGCAGCGUCUGCUUCAAGAUGCUGCCCGACACGCGCUUCAUGUGCCGCCAGGGCUGCGGCCUGCCCGUCUGCAGUCUGUGCGCCAAAAAGAAGCAGCACAAGACCGAUUGCGAUAUGUUCAAAGCGUGGGGCUCCAACGAGCCGGACGUGGCCAAUUCAGUGAUCAUACGCCUGCUGUGCGUGGCGCGCGCCAUCAAUUUGAGCAAAGAUCAGCGCGAUCUGAUCUACUGCCUGCAGGCGAAUCUGGACAACAAUCAUCGCACCGAGGUGCGCAAUGCGGCCAAGUGCUUCAAGAACUUCCCCACCGACAAGAAGAUCGUGGAGAUCAUGAACCGCACCGUGGCCGUGCUAAGGACGAACGGCUUCGACAAGACAACAGAUCGCACCACCGACAACCAGGAGUUCAACUAUCGCGCCCUCUAUCCGCUGUUCGCUGUCAUGAAUCACGAUUGCAUUCCCAACUCGUAUUACACCUUCGAGGAGAAGACCAACAAUAUGAUCGUGCGUGCCGCUGUCGACAUUGCCGAGGGCGAGGAGAUAACCACCACCUAUACGAAACUCUUCACGGGCAACAUAGCGCGACAUCUGUUCCUCAAGAUGAAGAAGGGCUUCACGUGCAAGUGCCCACGUUGCUUGGACCCAACGGAGAAGGGCUCGUUCAUAUCGGGGCUCUACUGUCGCGAUACCAACUGCAGCGGACUGGUGGUGCCGGAGAUCACUGGGCUGCCGCAUCCCAAUUGGAAUUGUCUGGUGUGCAAGCAGAAGUCGACGCAUGCGCAGAUGAUGAAGUCGCAGGACUUCGCCAGUGGCGCCAUCAAUGCCAAGGUCAAUUCGAAUUCGCUGCGCACCCUGGUCCACUAUCUGAACGAGAAGAGUGACAGCUUUAUACCGAGCAGCAACUAUGUGGUGAUCGAUGCCAAGCUGUCGGUAUUGGCGCGCCUGGCGCAGGGGCGCGAGGACUGCAACGAGGAGCUGGUGUCGAGCACGCGCCUGCGCUACUGUCGCGACAUCACACAGAUCAUGGACAAGCUCGGCCUGGGCGAUUCGGUGCUGCGCACCCAGCUGGAGCAGCAGCUGCACAAGGAGGAGGAGCGACGCGCCAAGAAACAGAAGGAGCUGGCCGAAAAGCAGCGCCAGCUGGCCGAGCUGGAGCAGAAGGCGGCCGAGGCGGACAAGCUGCUAGCCACGCUAGCCGUGGCCGACGAAUCCGCUGCAGGCGCAGGAGACGGGGCAGCGGCACCACCGCCAGCUCCUGCUGCUGAGCAGGCCUAGGGAGGAAGAGAGGGAGCCCAUUGCGUUGACGU
Molecule: messenger RNA, 1670 nt
Organism: Drosophila arizonae
Lineage: Eukaryota; Metazoa; Arthropoda; Insecta; Diptera; Drosophilidae
Gene: SmydA-9
Product: SET and MYND domain containing, arthropod-specific, member 9
Molecular function (GO): protein binding
Source: RefSeq, a predicted model, not a curated record